AUGCACCGAGCCAUACACCGCGGAGAACGACCUCAUCGCUGUCCUGACUGUGGGAAGAGUUUUACCCAGCGGUCCACAUUGGUGGCGCACAUGUACACUCACACAGGUGAAAAACCAUUCCAUUGCCCUGAGUGCAGCAAGUCCUUCAGCCGACCUUCUUCCCUGAGCACGCACCGGGCCAUACACCGAGGGGACCGGCCAUAUAGCUGUCCUGACUGUGGGCAGGCCUUCACGCAUCGCUCUGGCCUCAUUACCCAUCUCCGUGUCCACACUGGGGAGAAGCCUUACUGCUGUGCUGAUUGUGGACACUGCUUCAGCCAGAGCUCAGGGCUCCAUGAGCACCAGCGGGUGGUGCACAGCGGCUUGACCCCCUUUACUUGCACACACUGUGGCAGAGCCUUUGCCCGUGCUGCAUAUCUUCGGUGCCACAUUCGCACCCACACGGGUGAAAAGCCUUAUUCAUGCCCUGACUGUGGUCGCUGCUUUCGCCAGAGCUCUGACUUGGCAGCCCACAGGCGGACACACAGCGGCGAGCGUCCCUACUCCUGCCCUCAGUGUGGCAGACGCUUUCCAACUAAGUCAGCUAUGACGAAGCACCAGUGGAUCCAUCGGCCAGGAGGCAAAGGCCAUAGGGACAGAAAAGCCAGUCAGUUAUCUAUAUCCCUGGACCCUGGCCAAGAGGACCCGGAACCACCAGUGGGCUUCCAGCAUUACCCAGAGAUAUUCCAGGAGUGUGGGGGAUGGUCUUAAAAGUGCCAACACAGAGGGUGAAAUAUGUACAUCCUUUGAAGCCCAGAGGCUUGAAUUUAUGGCAUCCUGCGGAAGUCACAGAUGUUCUAGCUAAUGCUGGUCCUGGGCACAGGGUACAGUCUUCUAGGUGAUUACCAGAUGCAUUUGCACACACGCAGAUCCUGAGUCUAUUGGGUUGGGGUGGGGUACCCCACUAGAACUCCAUAUGAGAAGCAAGAGCAGUCUCCUGGUUCAGAAGUAUUGAGAGGCUUGAGGUUGAGGAGAACCUUAUUGAAGUCAGUGCCUCUUUAAUGCAGAGACUAAAGCUGAUAGCUCUGUGUGAAUUGAGCCAGCUGCAUUCUCAGGGGUUGAGUUAUUGAUCAAGAGCCUGGUGUGGUGGUGCCUGCCAGUGAUCCCCACACUGGGGAGGUAGAGACAGGGAGAUCAGGAAUUUGAGACCAGUUUGGGUCACCUGAGACUGCUUCUAAAAAUAAAUAACAAGUGAAAUUAA
Molecule: messenger RNA, 1240 nt
Organism: Grammomys surdaster
Lineage: Eukaryota; Metazoa; Chordata; Mammalia; Rodentia; Muridae
Product: zinc finger protein 764-like
Exons: 1
Coding region: 1-750 (249 amino acids)
Biological process (GO): regulation of transcription by RNA polymerase II
Cellular component (GO): nucleus
Molecular function (GO): RNA polymerase II cis-regulatory region sequence-specific DNA binding; DNA-binding transcription activator activity, RNA polymerase II-specific
Source: RefSeq, a predicted model, not a curated record